UGCCGCCCUUGAUUCGGUCCACUUACUUUUUUUUACGUACAGAGCACAAGCUUCGUGCAAUGGUAUAAAAACCAGCGGCGACCAAUUGAGAUCAGUCAGUAGCCUUCGAGCAGUCUAACACAGAAGUGCACGAUGAGAGUUCUGAUUGUCGCCGCCUUCCUCGCCUGCGCCGCAGCCGCGCCCUCCGGCCUGCUGGCAGCCCCCUACGGGCAUGGCCUCAUCGGUCACGCCGGUCUUGCGGUAGCCCACACGGCUCCGUACGCCGCCGUUGCCCACGCCACCCCCCUGGCCGUGGCCCACGCCCCAGUGGCUGUGGCCCACGCCGCGCCCGCCCUGCCCACCAUCUCCCCCGGAGACAUUGCCGGCGCCGCCAUCGACGCCCACGUUGAAGCCUCCGACCACGUCCGCGCCGCGUCCGACGCCGCCCGCGAGUACCACGACCAGGCCUCCGAGCUCCAGGGACGGGCAAUCAACGCCGCUGAAGACCACUCCUGGCAAGCUGUCAACGCUAUCCAGACCGCCGAGGCUCAGCUGGACGGCGCCGCCGCCGGUGUCGCGCCCACGCUCGCCAAGCAGCUGGUAGGCCACUCCGCCGUGGUCGCCGCCGCGCCCGUCGCCUACGCCGCUCACGGCUACGCCGGCCACGCCUACGCCGCUCCCGCCGUGGCCUACGCGCACGCUCCCCUUGCGGUCGCGCACGCUGCCCCCGUCGCUUUCGCUCGUGGACUCUACGCAUAAACUGUGAUAAUAUUUAGAUACCAAACAAAAUUGU
This is a messenger RNA of Trichoplusia ni (cabbage looper), 772 nucleotides long. RefSeq names its product pupal cuticle protein PCP52-like. The record is from RefSeq and is a predicted model, not a curated record. The transcript has 2 exons. Bases 133 to 738 code for a protein of 201 amino acids. NCBI's taxonomy places the organism in Eukaryota, Metazoa, Arthropoda, Insecta, Lepidoptera, Noctuidae.